UUAUAAAGAAAAAUAUUUUUACAAUUGGAAUGGAUAGAUGAUCUCCUCCUAUACAACUUUUAACUCGCAAUUUGUUCAUAAAAAUAUUUUCGUACAAAAUCUAAAAUGUUUAUUCAAAUUUUUUAAAAGAACACUUAACGAGGAGAAUGUCUUGAUAAAAAACAGAUAAAUGUUUCGAAAUAAUCGAUGAACAAUAUAGGGUUAGUAUUUAACAACUCUUCCAUCUUGCAUCCCAAUAAUUCGUCUACGGAUGCUAACUCGACUCGAAUACAUUACGACAUUUUGCAUAACCCGGAAGUGAAUAAUAACUUAGUUAGGAGCCCUCAGAUAGAGUUUUUGUAUUAUGUAGCUUACGGUUGGAUACAACCAUUUAUCUUGUUAAUGGGAAUUAUAGGAAACACCCUAAAUUUGUGUGUUCUUUUAAAUUCAAAAAGGAAACAUUCCACCCAUAUACUGAUGAGAGGCAUGGCAUACGCAGAUUCCAUAAUAGUGUACACGCUAAUCCCUAUCAUAUAUUAUAGGCAUAUAAACUAUUUUAAUCGCCUCAAGAUGAGCAAUGAUUACCACAACCUUACCCUAUUACAAAGUUCUUACGACACUUUGUCAGCUUUCGAAAACAUAUUUCAGCACUCCAAUAUAUCCCCUUAUCCGGCCCUUUAUUUUUACAACACGUCAAACUACACUCAGGUUGACGAUAAUACCCUACCCAUCAUCAUAACUUUGUACCCUCAAAAUGUUAUAUCCAUGAAUUCUAACGAUGCUGCAAAUAAAUGGUACCAAUCCAUUUUAUAUUUAUUUGAAAAGGACUCUAACACCGUAUAUUCUGGAGCUAACGCGACGCAUUCUAUUUUUUACCCCUUCGAUAAUCCUUUAUCUGAUGACUCCUUCAUCUCUAAGCUCGGUCGCAUUUUAAGGAGCAAAAGAUUUUCGACAAUGUCUUCAUUUCACCAAGAGGAAGUUAAAAGCAUUGAACAAUUGAGACCAUACUUUAAGAAUUAUACAUUCGAUAAUUUUACAGUAAACACCAGACAAUUAUACAAAAUAAUGAAAUGGAACAACGAUAAUUCUCUUAACAUUUGGUGGGAAUGGUGGUGGUAUUUAAGGAACAAGAAUAAAAAUUUUAACCCGCAAAUGAACACUAAUAAAGAAUCCUUAAAAAAUUUGUAUAAUUCUAACAACAGUUAUUUUAACGAUAUGUUUAGUACCCGCUGUCGAGAAUCAGAGAUAUCGCCUCUUAUUUUAUAUUGCAAAAAUUUACAAAUCCUCGGGGAAUACAAUCGAAACAAGAAAAAUAUGAACAAGAUCAUCAAUAGACACACUCAUAACUUAAACACAAAAUUUUGGGCUUACUACAGGUUAUACGGCAUGUAUUUUACGGUUAACACAUUUUUUGCUGCUUCAACUUUCGUUACUGUAAGUAUGGCCCUAGAACGUUUGAUUACCGUUUACAUGCCUCUAAAAUGUGAUACUAUAUGUAAUAGAAAACAUACUCGGUUAAUGGUAUUCGCAUCUUUCAUAUCUGCUAUCAUCAUAACUUUACCGUUGGGGCGAGACUACAAGAUCGUUUCUGAGAAGGAAUUAUUCGUCAAAAAAGUUUACACCGCCAAUCAUUCUAUCAACUUGGAUCCGCCAUCUAUCACUAAAUGCGAUCAUAAUCUUUCCUAUUUUUUGAAGGAACGCUUACAUGGCAUCGAUAUUUGGGAUAAGGCGAUCAACAACAAAUUCGACAUAAAAUUGACUCCCAUGAAUAAUUUGAUACAAAGCAAAGGAGCUCACAAAAUGUUUAGGAGCACUUUGGAUCUGAAUUACAAUUUCACCUUUCAAAUUUAUUGCGUGUAUAACCGAAAUGUUAAAAACCGGACUAUAAUACCAAUUACUGUAAAAGGAAACCGAAAGAAGUCUAACGUGGACGCUAAAACGUUAUAUAAUAUAUCGCUGUCCGUUCAAGAUACUAUCAUAUCUAUUACCGUCGCUAGUGUAGUUAAUAGUUAUUACAGGGAACACAAUACUGAAUUAGAUCAAUUAUUCUCAUAUCGAGUCGUAUAUAAAUGGUUAUGGGUUAUUUCUAGCAGAAUAAUACCUAUCAUUUUUAUCUUAACCGCCAACAUACUGAUAGUCAUAAGGUUACAUAAAGCGUCAAAGUCCAGGAAAAGCUUGGUUAACAAUUUUUAUGAUAUUGACUAUCCGAGUGAUAAUGCAUGCCAAUUACUAGAAAACCCUAAAAAUAACUUUAUUAGUGGUUUAAAUAGAAUGAAUAAAUAUUUGCCUAUUAACCUAAUCAAGCAUAAAUAUGAAUUUAAUAAAGGAAACAAGGCGAAUAAAAGGUUUGAGACAAAUAUUGACAAUCGCAAGACUUCGUUUUGCAGAAAACCUGGUAUGGGUCUAGAUGAGAGAGCUUUUAGAGAUUCUAGAGUAAGAUUUGAUUCUCUUAAGAAUUUCUACGAAAAUAAGAGUAAACUCGAAUCCGGGUCCAGUGUCCUAACUCAUCAAAAUCUAAUCCCUUAUGAAAAAGAAUCUCCCAACGAUUAUAAAUCACACCGAACUCUAUCCGAUGUUACAGGCCCAAAGUCAAAAAAACAAUACAAUAAACAAAUAUCUAGACAUAAAUACGUUAAGGAACGUCCUAAAUAUCUUAACCGCCCUACUCUGCACCAAAGCUUAUAUAAAAAUAACCCUAGUAGAGAUCUCGUUAACAGUCUUAGGUCCAAAUACGAAGAAAAAGUUCGUCUCAGUAACAAUUUUGACAAAUCGAACGAAAAUUUAGAUAAUUCUAAAAUAGAUCAAAAUAGCGACGUAGAUAUCGGCCGUUUUUCUAUAUCUUCCUUGCUGUCUAAUUUUCCUUCUUUCUCCUUGUCCAUUACUCCUAAUAAGGGUGAUCGUUCUGCUAAGAAUCUUCAAAAUCAAAAGGGCGGUGGAACCAGUUGCAAACCAAACGAUAGGAGAACCGUUCAUUCUAUGGGUUCAAUCCUAAAUCACAAAUUGGCUAGGAAAGAGCGAAAUCUGACCAAACUCUUAAUAGGGAUUUCCAUACUAUUCACGGUAUCGGUUACACCGCAAGUAUUUGUUAUGACCCAAGGCUACGUGGGGGAUAAGCAGAACUCUUAUUUUUAUCACCUUUUUACAACCACGGCUAAUCUGCUGGAGAUAGUGAACUAUUGUUUGAACUUUUAUCUCUACUGUCUAUGCAGCGAAGAUUUUAGAAGACAUUUGAGGCAUUUUUUUAGAAGUUGUAGCUCCGGAUGUCAUAAAGGAAUAGUAAAAGUUUCGCGAAUCAUAACGAUGAAGACAGACUCCACUUCUAUCUAAAUUAUUUAUCAAAUAGAUAAGAUAUUUUAUUUUGGGAUCAGUAUUAGAAAAUAUUUUUAAAAUAUCAUCAUAAAAUUAAAAUCGAAAUAACAUUUUAAUAAACAUGUAUAGUUUCAUUAUAUUUUAUUG
This is a messenger RNA of Gordionus sp. m RMFG-2023, 3435 nucleotides long. RefSeq lists its product as uncharacterized. Gene Ontology annotation, biological process: G protein-coupled receptor signaling pathway. The transcript has 3 exons. Lineage: Eukaryota; Metazoa; Nematomorpha; Gordioida; Chordodea; Parachordodidae. Gene Ontology annotation, cellular component: membrane. The record is from RefSeq and is a predicted model, not a curated record. Gene Ontology annotation, molecular function: G protein-coupled receptor activity. The coding region runs from base 187 to 3306 and encodes 1039 amino acids.